Messenger RNA from Suillus plorans, 1088 nucleotides. RefSeq lists its product as uncharacterized. The transcript has 3 exons. The coding region runs from base 342 to 821 and encodes 159 amino acids. The record is from RefSeq and is a predicted model, not a curated record. NCBI's taxonomy places the organism in Eukaryota, Fungi, Basidiomycota, Agaricomycetes, Boletales, Suillaceae.
CUUCCAGCUUUCGAGGGAUAGUUCAUAGUUUUAUUCCAGGCUCCUUCCCACUAGGGGUCGGCGUUGCCGACGUGGACCUUGCUCAGGUCGAGUUCACGCGCUGUACUAUUUUCACUUUGGUCCAUGUAGCACUGCAAUGCCAUCCUCUAAAUGCCUUUGGUGUACCGGGUGGCGAACGGUGUCAAAAGGUGGAGCAUCAAUGUGACCUGUCGCUUCGCAUCAUAGCUAAAUAUCAGUUUCACCUCACACGUCCUGCUGAUCACGAGCUUGCGGCGGAUUAUCAAGCGGGGAUUGCAGUUCUGGAAGCGUGGCAGAGUCAAGUUGGGAAUUCAGCUAAGAAUAUGGUUAUUGACGACGUGACUGGUAAGAUGCUUCGUAUGGUGAGAAAUGUAUUUGACAAACGGGAUGUUGCUGUUCCUGACUCUCCUCAUGGCCGGAAUGUCGAGGGUGCACCGAAAAUGGAUCACGAAACACAGGAAUGGCCAAUUCCUGAAGAGUUCGUCAGUGAACUGGAUGAGUUGAAGUACCAUUACCAAGCAGAUCCUCUUCCUCUUUAUCACGACGGUCAUCUCGUCGAACCAUCACACGCGAAUGAAGUUACUAUCAACGGUGCCAUUGUCGAAGUUCAUUUCGGGGUUCUCCAUUGGCGAAUCCGUGACUUCGACACAUUCCAGGCUGAUGUUGACAAAGUGGUCAUCUUGAAGCCUGGCUACGGUCACCAUACGAGCAACUACAAACGUCCGCACGAUAGUGAAAAACUUCCAGAACGUGACACGAAAAAAUCUCGUCAGGAGGCGUCCUCGAGUUCAUCAGAAGUUUAAAGGUGAGAAUUGUUUGGGGCAAACUGCGAGCGAAGUUGAACAUUGUGAAGAUUAUAUUAGGUAUGAAGAUCGUGGUUAUCUAAGGGUCCUGGGUACGAUUUUUGCAUCGCAGCUUAUUUUUGCGUGGUUACGAUUCUUGAUGCAGAGCGGCGGGUUGUUUUCGUUCGUUUGGUCAAUUUGCACGUGUUUUGAUGUUAUUUAUGUAUCUUAUCUUAUUGUAUCACGUUUUAAUGCGUCACUAUGUUUACUAUUAUUUGGAAAUCACAU